Molecule: messenger RNA, 9876 nt
Organism: Harpegnathos saltator (Jerdon's jumping ant)
Lineage: Eukaryota; Metazoa; Arthropoda; Insecta; Hymenoptera; Formicidae
Product: serine/arginine repetitive matrix protein 2
Exons: 3
Coding region: 1755-4736 (993 amino acids)
Molecular function (GO): growth factor activity
Source: RefSeq, a predicted model, not a curated record
CGCUGCCGCCGCCGCGCCGGUUCGGUCUCUCUACGAGAGCGAAUCGAGGAGCGUGCCCGAACCCGAGCCGGGGAAGAGAACCGCGGCACUCGUUCAGUAGUUUCUCGGACGCCGCACAGGCACCAUCCGACCCUGCGAGAUAACCCUGACGUGUGGUCGCCGCAGGGCUUAACCCCUGUGACCCCCUCGGUGACAAUUGACCGCGCAUACGCCGAGCGCGCGUGGGACCCGUUCGCGCCGAGACGUGAGAUCGUCACGGCGAAUUGGCGCACAAUCUCCCCCGGGCCCUCCCAAAUUCAGGAGGGACGGACGGUCGCGAGAGACGGAGGAUUUCCGCGACGAAUCCUUCCUUCGGGAACUUUGCCUUCCCUCGAGGAGCACCUGUGCUCGUCGGACCAUAUCGGACGUACGUGCGCGCGCGCGCGCGCGCGCGCCCGCCCGCGCUCGGCCUCAUAGGUCAGUUCCGAUCAUCCCCCGCCGAUCAUCGUCUGCCGAUUCGUUAGCCAGCGGAUUCGCAAAGACUCCUGACAGGGGUCAAGCUCUCGCUUUCGCCGAAACGCUGGGGGCGCAUAUCACGGACGGUGAAAGGUGGUCGACGACCGAUGGAGGGAGGGGGUCCGAUGUUCCUUCCGCGAGAGAGGCAAGUGGUGACAGCUGAAUCAAUGGUGAAGCAGUGGUAGUGUGCGUGACGGGGCAAGCCUGUCUCUGCUUGCUCAUCUCUACCGAUCUUUCGCGAGCGAGUACCGUGCGCGUGACACUGCGAGCCGAUUGGGACGCGAAGUCCCGAUCCGUAAAGAGGGAGGGAUAUCCAGUAAGACGACGAGUCACAGUGGACAUCGGGGACCGGGGACUCGUAAAGACGACCUGAGGUAACGCGUGUCUGUUCUCUGGUCUAUCAGCAGAUAACGGAGGGGAGACCAAGUGGGAGGACAAGGACGAAAACAAGGACGAAACGACCGAUCUUCGAAAGUGACCGAUAGCGUCAACCUGCCCAACACACCGUCUCCAGCGAUAACUGCCCAACGAAGAUAAGUAAGAUGAGAUAAGGAGCGACCGCUCCGAUCGCCCCGCUCGACUGAUCCUCGCUGCCAGGAUCAUUCGCAGUGUACCGAGUAUCCUCGUGGCGGCACGUCCAUCGUCGGCUACCUCUACUCGCGAGAUCAAUCGGCUCGACUCGAUGUCACCCCGUGAUCCCGCGAGCCCCAUCGUCUCUCGUCUGCGACUGGUCACAGCGACUGGGCCCGGCGGCGAUCGGCUGCGUCGGUGCAGCUGAGGUGGGUGCGCGCAACUACAACACCGAUGCAACCGGCGGCAACCGCAAUAAUGCGAGAGUACCGAAAGCGCGACGGUGCAUGGACGGUAACAGCGGACCGGCAGCCGCAUCCUCCGUUCCCGGCCGACGCCUUCUCGCGACGCCUUUUUCAGAGACGAAAGUGACGGGUGCGAGAGAGAGAGAGAGAGAGAGAGGGCUGUGUGUGUGAUGCCGAUUGGCGAGGCACGCGAGCUUCGAUCACUGUCGUUCGCACGAGUUCUCGACGCCGUCGCUCGACGGCGUCCAAAGAUCCAAGCGGAGGAGGAGGCAAGAGAGGAGCGAGGGAGAGAGACAGAGCGACACGGCUGCGGCGAUCGAUAUUAUAAAUCCACGAGAGAACGGAACGCGGCAGCGGGCAGCAUCGGCGACAACGAGGAGGAGGAGGAGGAGGAGGAGGAGGAGGAGGAGGAGGGCAAAGAAAGGAGCGUCGGAUGAGACCGUCAUGCCCGCUGAGAUUGACACGGGCGGGCCUAGGGUGCUGCAGUGUGAUUCCCGUGCCGACUGGCCGACGACGCCGAUCAACGCGCCGACUUCCGCCGGCCGACGAGCCGAACGCGCGCAUUCAAGUUGCCGGAGCGCGAACUCACUCGCCGAUCUCGCUGAGGGUUCGCCCGCGAGGUUACUACCGAGGAUCCACGGGGGAGGAGCCGAAGCAGUCGGCUGCUCGCCGGCCGACGAGCCGGGAUCGACGAGGACCUGGCAAGAUCCGCGACCGCGAAAGGUCGAAAGCCGCCGCCGCCGCCGCGGCACCGCCGCCGCCGAGGAAGCCGGGAGCCCGAGCGGAAGGGACGGAGGAGUCCUGGCAGAGAGUCGCGCGUCAACGCCGCCAACACCGACACGCGGAGCAAACGGACUCACGUGUCUGGCACCGGGGGGAGUGUCGCGCGCGCUCGAGAAUGUCUCCAAGGACGAGUGUCUCUCGGUCACGCGGAACUCCCGGGAGUCGGGCGCGAGGGGCGCGCGCGGCAAGGUCGAGCGAGCGGAAUCGCGGCUACGCGACGAGACGGAACGAUCGCCGCUCGCGAUAGCAGCGGCCGUCGCGGGGAGCGGCUGUCGCGCGAUCGCGAGGCGUCGAAGUCUCCAGGAUCGCUCCUGGACGCGGCCGCUGGCCCGCGGCGAGCAGCAGCGUCCCGCGGAAGCUCGCGAUUCGAUCGCGAGGCCGCGAGGGGAGACGCGCGCCGCGGCAGGAGGUUCUCUUCUCUCUAGUCAGCAUUCGCGUUCUCGCGCGAAGGUGAGGUCCUGCGAGGGCGAGGACCGCGCGGAGGCCGACAGCAGUGAGCGAGUCGCCGGGGAGGGCGCGGGCGAGGACGCGCGGACGGACGCGAGUCCGUCGGGGUGUUCGGGGCGCGAUGAACGCCUACCAGGGGAGAUCCCGAGCGGAGGGCUCCAUCAGCGGAGGAGACGCGGACGCGGCGCCGCCGCCGUCCGCUCGUUCCUCCGGCUGGCCUUUCUGCUCCUGCUCGUCGCGCUCGGACGGAGCGGACCGUCCGCUUGGAGUGUGCGUAGUAAGUUCAGUGCGCGACCGCUCGCGAGCUGCGUCAGUGUCUUGGCGAUCGGCGCGAUAAUCGGUGCAGUGAGUGCAGCGCCGGUCGAUCCGCUCGACGACGCGGGUAUCAGGGCCGAGAGGUCGGCCAACCUCUCCCACAUCACCGGCACCUCCAGGAAGAUACAGAUGUACGUGAAGAACCGGCAUCUGCAAAUCCUGCCGGACGGCACGGUCAACGGCUCCAACGACGACACCUCCGACUACACGAUUUUUCAAAGGACAUCGGUGUCGAGAGGCCAACUGAAGAUUCAAGGCGUGGCGACCUGCCUUUACCUUUGCAUGGACGUUUGCGGCCUGCUCUACGGCUCGCGCGAGAGCACAGACGAGUGCGUCUUCAACGAAAACCUGGAGCAGCACAACUACAACACGUACAGUUCGGUGCGCUGGUCCACGGGGAAGAAGACCAUGUACCUCGGCCUGAACCGUUUCGGCCAGCCGAGGCGGGUGCAAACGAAAGGCAAGGACAACCUGGGCAGGUUGUCGGCCUACGCGAGGGUGCUGACGCGGGUGACGCCGCCCGAUCGCGUGGAGGCCCUGCACAGGCGAAUGAUGGGCGCCGAGCACAACGUACGCCAUCGGCAUCACGACCGCGCGCAUCAUCGCGGCCAGCACGGCGACGUGACACAGCAACAGCAGCAACAGCCCAACUGCCCGAGCUUACCGAUGCAGGAGAAGGACGGCAGGGACAAGUACAGGUGCCGCAAGCGGAAGAAGCGGAAGAAGCGGAAACGACGCUGCAGGCAGGACGAACCGCCCGGUCCUCAGUGCCAACUCGCCGAGGAGUCCGCCGCGGCUGCCACUACGUCGGAAGCGACGGACGCCGACGCGUCCCCGGAGAGCGCCAGCAACGUCGGAUGCACCGCGCCGGAAUCCAAGAGGUCCUGCGAGGGGGCGGCCAGCGAGGAGGCCUGCAGGCGACAGGCCCUCUCGGUGCCGGCGAAGAAGCGGAAGUCGCGGAUAGACUGCGACCCGGCCGCGGCGGUCGUCGGGGUCGACAGGAACCUCACGCGCAACGGUAAGAACAACAAAGCACCAACGUCAAACGCGAAAAAGCCAAACGUCGGCGGCGACAGUCAAAGUAAAAAGCCUGAUUUGACGGACGGGAAGAAGAAGAAGAGGAAGCGUCCGGCGACGACGCAGCCGAGAGGGAGCGCGGCCGAGCCGACGUCGUCGUCCCAGAAGCGGUACGCGCUUGGCACGACGUCGUCGUCCCAGGCCUCUUCGUCGCUAACGGCGCCGCCGACCAGCGAGCUGCGGGCCUCGACGGCGUCGUCCUCUUCGCCGUCUCCUCCUGGUGCAUCGACCGCUCCCUCCGUCAGAAGGCCGGCCUCUUCGAAGCCUGGUCGUAAGAAGCCACCGCCGGCGCAGUCUUCGAGAAACGGUGCCGCCGCGAGGCCGCUGGGUUCGUCGCGCAGGGUAGGAAAGUCCUUCUCGAGUGCCGCGGCUUUGCCCGGCCGCCCGAGGUCGACGUCGACGACCCCGAGGAGCGAGACGGCGCCGCACCGGAGUCCACCGGAGUCAACUACCAAAGUUCCUGAAACCACGACGAAAUCACCUCCUCCUCCUCCUCCUCCUCCUCCUCUCCCACCUUCGUCUCCCACAGUUCCUAUCUCGUCUUUGCCUUGGCAGAAGUCUACGGAGGACUUCUCCGGCUCGCUGUCGGACUCCUCGCUCACCAACGAGGAGCCGCCCUCGUCGUCCGUCGCGAGCGACGGAACGGCAGAGUCCACCACCACCUCGUCGACAACCUCGUGCGAGCCCAUCGCCGAGCUGACGAGGCCGCUCGGCCUGCUCGAAGAGGACGGCGAAGACGGUGGUGGCUCCGGUACGAACGACGACACCAGCAUGAGAUUCCCCUUCGACAGACUGGCGAUGUGAGACACCCCGCGGAUGGCUGGAGGCUGAUUUGUGUGUGCGCCAACGUCAUUGUAAACUUACGUGUACAUACGCGAGCAUUCUACGUUACGACUUACUCCCACAUUCGUGUACUGACGAGCUCACGACCCCCGCCGUCGUGCGCCGGAACUUUGAUACUCAUCGCGCGAAGGCCCGACGCGCGUUCGUAUUUCGGUGAGAUGCAAUUUUCCUCCCGUACGUACGCUCUUCAACUUUUCAAAGUCGAUCAUCGACAACUUUUUUCCUAUUUUUCCUAGCAACUUGAUCGAUGAUGAGAGCGACGCUCAAAUCAAAAGAGUGAAAUGAAAAUCUCGAAGAUGAAUUGAAAUGUCAAAAAUGCACGAUAAAACUGUGACGACGAUUGCGCCAAAAUCGCUUUCAACGAAAUCAUGCGAAUAAUAUUCUCUUAUUCACUCCGUACAAACAAAUUAAAAAAGAAAAAAAAGAGAAACAGCGAAUAAUUAUUUUUAAACAUAUAGUUUUGACGCGAGAACGAUGCGAACGUUUCGCAUCGUUCUCGCGAAGUAUAAAUUUUAUAAAAAUUGAAAAAAAAAGAAUUUUUUUCGAUUUGAUAACGUAUAUUUAUAUCAAUGAACUUGAGAAGCCUCAGAGAGUUUGUCGAUGAUAAAGUUCGCGGGACGCGGAAGAUGUGACUCAAGUUAUAACUCGUAACGGUAGAAAAUUGGCGCUUCACCGAAAUCGACUCGAUGUCGGUCCUCGAGCGCAACGUUCACGGCGGGAAAGAGACCGCGAUUCGUGUCGAGGACCGAUGAAUAUCGGCGAAAGCGAAGAGUCCUCGAUUGCGCACAGCGUCGCGCGGCGAGGCUGUUUCUUACGCUCGUUAUCCGAAAAGGGGUAAUUACGGUGGCGGAGAUAUCUCUUACUGCAUGCAUUAUCUUGCAUUUACUUCGAAAGUCAUUCAGACGAUAUCUGCAUUUAAGGAGGAAAAUUUAUCGCGAAUUUCUUAUUUAUUAUUGUUUUAAUUUUUUGUAUAGUGUUUUUAACGUCUCAGUGAUACACCUUCAAUAGUUUAAUAACUACAGAGUACUUCCAGCGCGUGACAAACUAGGUACGUAUUCCCGUCACACACUUAGUGAUAAGUGUGGCUGUCUGAUCUAACGUUCCUCAACGCGAUUAUCACGUCGAACGAAUAAGACCCGAAAGAAAAAAAACAAUAAUCGUGUUUCUUUACGCUAAAGAUACACAAGAGUAGGAGUAAAUAAUUUCUAGAAACUAGACGCGAGUUAUCAGUACGCAAAUUAGGAAGAGAACAAUGUCUACAGAGAUUAUUAAAUCAAAUUGUCGGAUUAGGACAUUAUUCUAAACUCGAUUUCAUUGGAAUGCCUAUACUGUGUGUGUGUGUGUGUGUGUGUGUGUGUGCGUGUGUAUGCAAAAUCAUUACUCUCUUCCUCUCUCGAUCGACUCGACACGAAUCGCUCUCACCUCGCCGUACAUCGACGCAGGAAACUCCUUGUAUAUUACUGGCGAACUUGAUCCUAGCUAGUACGAUUAGCGUUUAAGCCUAAGCAAUUAUACGAUAGUAUUUUAGCGAGCGAGGAGUGCGUAGGAGACCAGAUAAUAAGCGACGUGAAAAGAGGGAAUGGCGCGUAUGGGCGAUGGAAUCGGCUCGAUCGGCGAACACGCAGGCCGAUUUUCCUCUCGAGACGGUAGCAGAAAUCAGUCCGACUAAAUGGGAGGGCGGGGGGAGGGGGGCGGGGUAAUGAACCGUCCGGCGUCGAUCAUUGGUAGCCUCGCGAGAAAAAUGACGUCUCGUCGAAGAUUAAGCGACGAACGUAAUAUUUUUCUUUCUUCAACUAGCGUAUUCAACAGGCGCGUACGACUGGCAGAAAGGACAUUUCAGGGCGCGAGCCAGAGCGGCGGCGGCGGGGGCGAGGGGAGGGGGAAGCUGCCGCGCGAGUGAUUCGGCGCGGAUUGCGCGAGUCUGUCUGCCGCAAUUUCGCAAUCAAGCGCGCAAUGAGACGCAAUUCCGACGGACGGCGUACAUAUAAUUCGAGACGCGUAGAAUAAAUUCGUUCGAUGUAAUCUCAGUAUUUAUAACGGAGCGGAGAGUGGCACGCUGCCCCGGUUUAGCACGUACGGCGAUUAAUCGGCUCGACACAAAUUGCACAGGCCGGUCGCUCGGCCUCUCCUCCAUCCACUCGAUCGUUGUCGCUCGCGCGAGCGAAACGAUACGAUCCUCGGAGACUCGUUUCGCUCGAUAGUGCCGAUGAAUGAAGGAAGGGCCCUAAUUGCAAUGUCCACUUACGGCUGUACUCGACUGUACUUUUCUCACAGUUCGGACCUUUGCGCACAGUACGCGCCUCGCGACGUCGACGACAAUCUUCAUCCGGGGAAUUUCAAUUAUCCCGAACGAGCGAUCGCUCGUUUCUGAUUUACGCUACGAGCGGUCUCCAACGUGCCCGCCAAAGUCUUCCACGACGGAUCGAUAUCCGCGAAGAACACGCUUAUUGCUUCCAAUACUCUUCAGCGUCUCAAUCUCGCGAGAUUAAAGCCGCGCAUAGGCGAGAAGAGAGAAAUAUUUUGGAAACCCGACGCGCGUUUCGGCCGACAUUGGAUUUUUACGCUCGCGAUCCUCCGUGACGGAUCGAACACCCGCGGAAACUUCCUUUCGAUCAUCGAAUACCGCUCGAAGGAUUCGUCUCGACCACCGACGAAGAAGCCGUCGCGUCUGUUCGUCUGUCUCAUCGCAUCUGUACGGAGGGGAGUUGUGUCUCGACCUCGCUGCGUUUUUUCUCUUUUUUUUCCGUUCUCUUCUCUCCUCUUUCUUUCGUAGAAGCGACCUGUUUUUACAUAGUGGCGUAUUUAUUAAAGACUUAUUUAUAUAUUGUAAACAGCUGACUCUCCGUGUACAUAAGUCUACGAUCAUUACUCGUCAAUCAUGCGCAUCGAUCAUGUGUUCUACGUAUGUUGUGUCUGUCCUUUUGUGGGUGCACGAAUCCGUCGAAAAUAUCACGGUAACGUCGCUCCUUUGCUGUCGCACCUAUGCUCGCGAAAACGGCUUUCGAUACAAUGGUGAAACUCCGCGGAAAAAUGAGAAGCGCGAUGCAACGCGCGAACCUUACGAAAAUGGAAGUUGGAAAGCAGAUAUGCCUCAGGAAUUAUUUGUUCUCUCGCUUAAUCGUGAAAUGCAAUUUCGCGGUGAUAUAUCGGAAUACUCCACGCGGUCGCGUUUCGCAAAGCAAGUUGUUUCCCAUGCGCGAUGGAGCUCGUUAUGUCGUACAUUUGAUAAUAGUCGCUGGCAAAGUGAGCUACUACUUCCGCCGGAACUGGAACUGGACCGCUUCGCGACGCGCGACACGCGAUGCGCGUGUUCUCUUCGUGUUCAAAUCAGCAUACCAAAUGCCGUAAACUAUUUUCGUGCUCCGUAUAACGCCACAUGAGGCAAGUCACAAAAAUCUUCGAAGCGAUCGCAACCCUUUCGGCAGACGCGUCAUUGUGAGGGAGUCUCGGAGAAUGAUUCGCGCAGUGACGGCUACUCGACGAGCGUCUUCAGCCCUAGGUAAGGGCGCAUUCACACCUGGGCAGAAAAGCAAAAAGCAGAAAGGCAGCAACCAAAUGGCGCUGAUAGUCUGUGUCUCUCUCUCUCUCUCUCUCUCUCUCCCUCCCCCCCUCUCUCUCUCUCUCUGUCUCUCGCGAGAGUUUUUCUCUCUGUCACUCUCUUGGCUUCUGCUGUUCUGUUUUCUGCUUUUCCGCCCAGGUGUGAAUGCGCCCUAACAAUGCAUCAUCGCGUAACGAUCCCUGCGUUUUCUAGGCUAUUCGAGUUCUAAAUUCCGCGGAAGUAAAUUACUUCCGCGUGCGCAACGCACCACAUACAUACAGCACGCGCUUGCUGUACUGCAUAUACCGCGCUCGUUGUAUCAAACUUGACGAGACUUCUACGGUAAAAAAAACGAAAACAUUCUCUCGGUACGACGCCGUGUGUGUGUGUGUGUGUGUGUGUGUGUGUUUCGAUACGCGAGCGCCGAUAUUUUCAACGGAUUCCGAAUCGUCUCAGUAAAGCAUGCGUACUCCGGCGGAUGAGAUAAGACAAGUGGCUCGAUGGGAUUAAGAGUCGAAGACAGCUCUUGCGAGAUUGCGCUCUCAAGCUGCGCGAGUCUAACGGGAUAAAUGAGGCGGCAAUGUUUGCGAAUGUUUUCGGGAAGGUGUACGCGGAUGCGUGAGUGCGAUGCUUAUCGAAACGGCUAAUUGCUGAAAUAAUUAGCGACGCGGAGGGAGGAAGCGCUCUCUCGCAGGCCGCGGAUACGUAAUCUCCGAUGCUAAUUGCGCUUUCAGAUUAGCUCUAGGGAUGCAACGAUAUCGGGAGAGAUCGUCGCGUUCUUACGCGACUCACGAUGUCGCUACGAACACACCACCUUGCUUCAUCUCCGUCCACGUCGCCGACGACAACGAAACACCUCGCUCGCUAACGUUCCUCAAACGUCGUAUAUUACGGGAUAAUGCGACAACAAGCAACAAGCUUCAUGUACGUGACAAAAUACGAUACGCAAGCACGAUCGCAUCGGCGCGUCGGCACAAUUCCGGAUUCGGAGGUCGCAGCGUAACCAGUCUAGCACUGCCAUGUUUAAGAUGUAUUUAAUUUUCAUAGACUGAGAAACUAUUAAGGUUAGAGACGAGUAUUUAAUUGUUAAAACUCUCUGAUGACGAGCGAUGGGGCCGCGCUGAUUGAUCGAUCGAUCGGAAUUUCACUACCGCCGCUGCUCGGUGUAUGACUCUUCUACGAGCCGAAGACAAGCUCGAGUACAUCGGCCGCGGGACGACGACUUGUCCUCUCUUAACCAAAACACCGCCAAUCUCGACGCUACCUUGUGAUAUGAUUCAGAAUCCACAAUUCCCCCUUCCUCUUCUGUCCUAUUCCCAAGGAGGUGCCGCACUUCUUCUUUAUCGUCGCCUUCGCGAAAGAGGACGAGGAGCGGGGCGGCAGAUGCGGCGGAGCGAGAGAUAUGGGAAAAAAUUUGAUGAACGAGUCGACGAGGCGAAUUGCCCGCGAAGCCGAUCGAUUCUCGAACGCACGUCUCGCUCUCGUCUCCUCUCUCGCUUCUUGGACGCAGAACCCCACCAUAUCGUCGCCAUAUAAUUUUUAGAAGUAAUAAAAGAAAUAUUA